Molecule: messenger RNA, 1545 nt
Organism: Budorcas taxicolor (takin)
Lineage: Eukaryota; Metazoa; Chordata; Mammalia; Artiodactyla; Bovidae
Product: 1,25-dihydroxyvitamin D(3) 24-hydroxylase, mitochondrial
Exons: 11
Coding region: 1-1545 (514 amino acids)
Biological process (GO): cholesterol metabolic process; cellular response to peptide hormone stimulus; cortisol metabolic process
Cellular component (GO): mitochondrial inner membrane
Molecular function (GO): heme binding; oxidoreductase activity, acting on paired donors, with incorporation or reduction of molecular oxygen; iron ion binding
Source: RefSeq, a predicted model, not a curated record
AUGAGCUCACCCAUUAGCAAGAGCCGCUCCCUUGCCGCCUUCCUGCAGCAGCUUCGCAGCCUGGGGCAGCCACCCAGACCCGUGACAUCGACGGCGUGCUCGCCCCGUCGGCCGAGAGAGGUGCCCCUCUGCCCCGUGAUGGAACCGGGCGAAGCGCAGGACGCGGCCACCCUGCCGGGUCCCACCAAGUGGCCACUGCUGGGCAGCCUGCUGGAGAUCCUCUGGAAAGGAGGCCUCAAGAAACAGCACGACACGCUGGCCGAGUACCACAAGAAGUACGGCAAGAUUUUCCGCAUGAAGUUGGGUUCCUUCGACUCGGUGCACCUGGGCUCGCCGUGCCUGCUGGAAGCGCUGUAUCGCACCGAGGGCGCGCACCCCCAGAGGCUGGAGAUCAAACCUUGGAAGGCCUACCGCGACUAUCGCGAGGAGGGCUACGGGCUGCUGAUCCUGGAAGGAGAAGACUGGCAGAGGGUCAGGAGUGCCUUUCAAAAGAAGCUAAUGAAACCAGUGGAAAUUAUGAAGCUGGGCAACAAGAUCAACGAGGUCUUGGCUGAUUUUAUGGGUAGAAUAGAUGAGCUCUGUGAUGAGAGAGGCCGCAUUGAAGACUUAUACACGGAGCUGAACAAAUGGUCUUUUGAAAGUAUCUGUCUUGUGCUGUAUGAGAAGAGAUUUGGGCUCCUUCAGAAGAACGCAGGGGAGGAAGCUUUGAACUUCAUCAUGGCCAUCAAAACAAUGAUGAGCAUGUUUGGAAAGAUGAUGGUCACCCCGGUCGAGCUGCACAGGAGUCUCAACACCAGGGUGUGGCAGGCGCACACGCAGGCAUGGGAUACCAUCUUCAGAUCAGUCAAAUCUUGUGUGGACAACCAGUUAGAGAAAUACUCUGAGCAGCCCAGCAUGGAUUUGGUUUGCGACAUUUAUCACCACAAUCAGCUUUCAAAGAAAGAGUUGUAUGCAGCCGUGACGGAACUCCAGCUGGCUGCGGUGGAGACGACGGCAAACAGCUUAAUGUGGAUUCUCUACAAUUUAUCCCGUAAUCCCCACGUGCAACAAAAGCUUCUUAAGGAAAUUCAGAGUGUGUUGCCUGAGAAUCAGUUGCCACAGGCAGAGGAUUUGAGGAACAUGCCAUAUUUAAAAGCCUGUCUGAAAGAAUCUAUGAGGCUUAACCCGAGUGUCCCAUUUACAACUCGGACACUCGACAAGGCAAUGGUUCUGGGGGAAUAUGCUUUACCCAAAGGAACUGUAUUGGUUCUAAAUACCCAUGUGUUGGGAUCCAAUGAAGAAAACUUUGAGGAGUCAAGUCAGUUUAGGCCUGAACGGUGGCUUCAGGACAAGAAAAAGAUCAGCCCUUUCGCCCAUCUUCCAUUUGGCGUUGGGAAAAGAAUGUGCGUGGGUCGCCGGCUAGCUGAACUCCAGCUCCACCUGGCGCUCUGCUGGAUCAUCCGCAAAUACGACAUCGUGGCCACAGACCUCGAGCCUGUGGAGAUGCUGCACUUGGGCAUCCUGGUGCCCAGCCGGCAGCUCCCCGUCGCCUUCUGCCGGCGAUAA